CCGGAGAGUUCGUCAGACUCUCCCAUCAUGAAUGUAAUAUUUAAUUUUGAAACGAAGAGAAUGUCAGUCGAACGUCACUGUCACCGGAAAAUUAAGACAUGGUAUGAAAACUGUCUUCGCUUCUAUUUUCCAUUAACCGGAUCUUAGUAGAGAUUUUUCUAUCAAAUAUUUAAUUUUAUCAUCUGUAAUUUUGAGAACAAGUCAAACAACACAGACGUUGCAAUGGAAGACAGAAGUCAACCAAUCAGAAACUGUAAGAAGUUGGUUCGUCUCCCUCGUAUAGAGGAUGAUGAUUUAUUUGCAUCGAAUUGCGUCCAAAGACCUAGAAGAGCUUCUUUCUCCGAGUUCAGAUGCAAAAAUCCGGGCCAUGACGUCAUAGAAUUAAAUAACGAACAAAGUAAUCGCUUGCCUCCUAUUUUGGAGAACGGCGAUAAGAAUUUAGAUUUAAAAUCGAGAAGAGCGUCAGAAAAUGCUUCGUCCGUUUCUCGUGCUCGAUUUUAUCAUCAGAUAUCCAUGGCGAAUAAGAAGUCUCACCAAUUACCAAAAUUUGUUUUCGAUCCAGAUGGAUGUACCGUAUUUUAUUGGACUUGUUUGACAUCCUUAGCGGUUUUAUACAACUACUGGAUUAUUAUUCUUCGAGUAGCUUUUCAGGAUGUCAGUCAACAAGAAAUUGUAGGAUAUAUAGAUGCCGUCUGCGACGUCAUCUACUUAAGUGACAUUGCUUUUCAAUUAAGAACAGGAUACCUGAUGGAUGGAAUUCCUAUUUUUGAUGUGGUAAAAUUAAGACAACACUAUAUGAGUCAAAACGUAUUUAUUCGUGAUGUGAUGGCGAUUAUGCCUUUUUAUACACUUUCGAGGAUUUUUUCAGGAUUUAAUGUUUUUCCGAUAUUCGUCGUCUAUUCUAAGAUAGAUAUGACCCGUUUUAACAGGUUAUUGAAAUUACAUACUUUAUACAAAUUCUACGAUUUGGCCGAUAGUCGAACCAGUAAUCCCAAUUGUCUUCGAGCUUUUAGAUUAUCUUUAACUUUAGUCAUCGUCAUACAUUGGAUUGGCUGCUUAUAUUAUAUAAUAUCGGAGUACGAAGGUUUAGGUAUUAAUAACUGGGUCUAUACAAAUCUCGCUGAUAAACAAAGAUUUUGGAGAAAAUACAUUGUAUGUAUGUAUUGGUCGGCUAUGACUCUUACAACUAUAGGUGAAAGUAAUCCUCCGGAAACAGAUAUUGAAUAUAUUUUCACUGGAUUAACUUUUUUAAUCGGUGUUUUCAUUUUUGCCACUGUUGUUGGGAAUGUGGGUGAUGUUAUAGCAAAUAUUAACGCUACUAGGCAAGAAUUCCAGGCUAAGAUGGACCAAAUUAAAAUUUACUUAACUCAUAAGAAAGUUCCUCCCUCUCUUCAAAUUAAAGUUAAGAAAUGGGCAGAAUAUUCCUGGUCAAGAACUCAGGCUACGGAUGAAUCACGUUUAUUGCAUAUGUUGCCAGAAAGAUUAAGAGCUGAAAUAGCAGUUCACGUUCAUUUGGAUACUUUGAGAAAGGUGAAAAUUUUUGAACAAUGUGAACAUGGUUUUCUUUGUGAACUUGUUCUGAAGUUAAAGUCUCAAAUUUAUUCUCCGGGAGAUUACAUCUGUAAGGCUGGAGAAACAGGUAGGGAAAUGUACAUCAUCAAUCACGGAAAAGUUGAAGUUGUGGUUGCCAAUACUUCCUCUGGAGAAGAAGUGGUAGUGGCUCUUCUUUCAGAAGGAAAUUAUUUUGGUGAAAUUAGUCUACUUCGGAUAGAAGGAGUGCAGAAUCGGAGGACUGCUGAUGUCAGAUCUGUUGGUUAUUCAGAACUUCUAUGUCUUUCUAGGAAAGAUUUGAUGGCUGCUCUCGUUGAAUAUCCAGAGGCCAAAACUAUUUUAGAAUUGCAAGCUAGAGAAAGGAUUAAAACAAAUAUGCAAGCCAAAAGAACAUUUAGUGUAGAUGCAUUUAUGGAAUCGAGCGAAGAAACAGAGAAAUUUAACGGAAGAAUGUAUAGAGACGAUAAAAAAAAAGAGAUUAUUGAACUUCGAGCUGUAUUAGAUGAAUUAAAACAAUUUCAAGUAAUGGUUACCGGUCAAAGAUUAAACGAAUUAAACGAAAAGAUUUUUUCAAAGGAAAAAGAAGUAAAAGAAGCGCAGCAACUGAUAACUAGAUUAAAAUGGAAUAUAAGACAUUUAAAAUCAAGGAAAUCUUCAGUCACCUCCCAUAAAUGGAUCUAUAGAAGAAGCGAUGUUAUUCGGCGACCUCGUCGAAGUAUUAAGCCAUUAAAAAUGUGUCAACUGACUAGCAGCGAAGAAAGAAGUGAUCCUAUUGAAGAAAAGAAAAUAAUUGCAUUAUGUAAGGAGGAAAAUGAAAACAUGUACGAAACAAUUGGAAGCGAAGAUUGUUUUGAAGAUGCCGAUGUAAUGGACGAGAAUAUAAAUAAACUUCCUAAAAUAAUUGUGGUCGAUGAUAAUGUUCUUGCAGAUUACGAUGAUUCUUGCGACCCUCUUCGUCUUUGUAUGGUGGAGAAAUGUCGUCGUCGAUGCAGUUCUAUAACUAGUUUAUCGGAAACAUCAAAUUCUAGGCGCAGUAGUUAUCAAAGUUCUUGUACAAACAGUGAUCCCGAAGAAUUAAACUAAAAGUAUUCAAUGUCGCUUAUUUAACAUUUAUUUCGCUGUUAUUUUUAUUAAUUUGAAAAUGGUUGUUUUGGUCAAUGUUUUAUUUCAAAAUAAA
Molecule: messenger RNA, 2728 nt
Organism: Centruroides sculpturatus (bark scorpion)
Lineage: Eukaryota; Metazoa; Arthropoda; Arachnida; Scorpiones; Buthidae
Product: cyclic nucleotide-gated cation channel alpha-3-like
Exons: 27
Coding region: 223-2634 (803 amino acids)
Biological process (GO): transmembrane transport; monoatomic ion transport
Cellular component (GO): membrane
Molecular function (GO): protein-containing complex binding; monoatomic ion channel activity
Source: RefSeq, a predicted model, not a curated record